This is a messenger RNA of Aspergillus mulundensis, 696 nucleotides long. Its product is annotated as cell wall mannoprotein 1 family protein. Lineage: Eukaryota; Fungi; Ascomycota; Eurotiomycetes; Eurotiales; Aspergillaceae. The transcript has a single exon. Gene Ontology annotation, cellular component: extracellular region. Bases 1 to 696 code for a protein of 231 amino acids. The record is from RefSeq and is a predicted model, not a curated record.
AUGAAGCUCUCCGCCGCCGUCGCCAUCUUCCCCCUCCUGGCUCCCGCCCUCGCGGCCCCCAGCGCCAACCUCAGCGAGCGUGACAUCGCAACAAUCAAGAACGUCCUCGGCGACAUCGACACCCAAGUCAACAACCUCGGCAGCGCCAUCACCGCCAAGCCCCUCCAAGCCGACUCCAUCGUGUCGCAGGCCGACAAGCUCUCCACCACAAUCACCUCGGGCACCUCCACCGUAAACGGCCAAGACAAGCUCUCUCAGCUCGACGCCCUGGGUCUCGUCUCACCCACCCAGAAGCUCGCCGACGACACCGACAAGACCAUCAAGUCCCUCAUCGGCAUCAAGUCCAACGUCAACAGCCUCGGCAAGGGCUGUGUGACCCUCCAGUCUCUCCAGAAGCUUGACGAUGGCGCCAAGUCCUUGUCGAGCGCGAUCGUGAGCAAGGUCCCCAGCGCUCUGGGCGACAUCGCGGGCAACCUGGCCGACAGCAUUGCCGAGCACAUCCAGAAGGGCAUCGAUGCGUACCAGGGGGCUUGUGACAAGAAGGCUGAGGCUCCCGAACAGCCUGCGGAGACAAAGCCCGCCCCCGCUGCCACCCAGGCUCCUGCUCCCGCUCCCGCUUCCGCUUCCACUGAGAGUGCACAGUCCACCAAGGCUCCUGUCUCCAAGCCCAAGGGCUCGUGCGCUGCUCGCAACUAG